AUGGCGGCGGCGGCGGCGGCCUCUCUCUCCUCUCUCUCGGCCUCUUUCUCCUCUCUCUCCUUCUCCUCCCAGGUCUCUCAGAAGUCCCAUGCCCUGUCUCUUGGCCGGAUUAGGUCUCCUCCGAGAGUGAGACCGCUCUCCCUGAGGAAGUGUUCGUAUCCGACCACCGUCGCCGCCGCCGCCUCGGUCGCCGCGGCCGCCGCUGCCGGCGAUGUGCUGGCGUCGACGUCGGAUCUGGACCGGUCGAGCCUGGAGAGCUACGUGAAGUCUAGGCUCCCCGGAGGGUUCGCCGCGCAGAAAAUAUGGGGAACCGGCAGGAGGAAAUGCGCCAUCGCCAGGGUUGUGCUCCAGGAAGGGACCGGAAAUAUCAUCAUCAAUUGCCGAGACGCGAAGGUGUGCGAUCCAUCUAUCGUUACUCUUCUGUCCCCGUGUCGAUUGUUCUCUUUGCCUUCGGCGCUAGCAUUUUAUCUCUGUACUCCGAUAUAAUACUGAUUAAUUCUUUCCCCUUAAACCUCAUUGUUCCUUUUAACCUAUAAGCGUGAUGAAAACAUGAUACAAUGCCAUGGAAUUUAUGUUAUGAGAAGAGACAUUUCUUCUCUUAUCAGGUGGCAUAAUCGGUGCGGGAUUCUAUUAUCUUCAAAGGAUCUAAUCUCAAUUAAGUGCGGUUCAUGAGCAUAAAAUUUGAAUUGAAAUAUCUUCUGUAUGAAAUUAAACCUUUAGUUAUCAAUCUAUCUCGUGUUGACUGCUUUCCCAAGGCACCGCAGGAUGAGAAUUUUUUAACUCUAGACUGCUGGUCACGUUCAAUUCCUCCCCCUUUUUCACCCGUUGACUUUGGAAAACAGAAGAGUAUACCGUUGGGACUGUGCCCAGUGUCAUUUAGAAGCUAUUUUUCUUCGUUACUUGCAUUCUGUCUGAAUCUGGUAUUCUGAAAACGGCCGCUAGUUCUUCCCAAGUGGAUUUGUGAUGAGGAACAUUUCCCAAAUAGAUCUUUAGUUGUCAAUCUAUCCCAUGUUGACUGCUUUCCCAAGGCACCGCACGAUGAUAAUUUUUGAACUCUAGACUUACUGUUCAGUUGAAUUCCUCCCCCUUUUUCACCCGCUGACUUUGGGAAACAGAAGAAUAGACCUUUGGGACUGUGCCCAGUGUCAUUUAUAAGCUAUUUUACUUCGUCACUUGCAUUCUGUCUGAACCCAGUAUCCUGAAAACGGCCGCCGGUUCUUCCCAAGUGGAUUUGUGGUGAAGAACAUUUCCCAAGUGGACCUCGUAUCCAAUUGUGCAAACUAGGUUUUCUUUUCACUCGGAACUGCUUCAGAUUCAAUCCUUAUGCUUUAGUGAAAUGUUAUGACCUCAAACACGAUCAAUAACUCAUCUGUAUCUGCCGUGUUCUACAUGGGAUGGUCGGAAUCGAGCAAUAUAAAACCGAAAAAACGCUAGUUUUGGAGAAAGUUUGAACACAAGUAGGUUGGAAUAUCUUAGGGUGAGCUGUCUUCGCCUGAAUUCAGCAGAAAAACGAUGUCCCACCAUCUUGGUAACAUCAGUCUUUGGAUCUGCAUUAUAUAAUGGCAUGGGACUAAAUCAUACUGGUUAAAUCGGGAAGAUCACGAUGGUGGUGAUGAUCAUAAGGGUCUGGAUCCAGAGCGGCGAUCCAGGCUAAGAACUCAAUUUUCCACUGGUAUUUAGCCUGCUCAGAAACCAAAUUACGUUUGCUAUUCAACCUUCUGCUGAGAUCAUCUCCAUGUUCAUGCUCGUGUCUAUCCAUUCCAUGGCAUUGUCCUCCUCACAGUGAGCUAAUGAAUGCAGAAAGUAUGGCUUUUCAUUGAGUAUGAUGCAAAGAUGCCACAAAUUAUUAGCCUGAAUAAAAGUCUCUACAUGCACAAGACUUGUCUUUCAUGAUGAUGCCGUUGACUGGUGCAGGAAUACCUCCAAGGGAACCCAUUGUGGCUGCAGUACGUAAAGACCCCCCUGUUGACUUUAGGGUACGAGGGCAGCUACGAUGUCUUCGUCAAAGCUCAUGGCGGCGGGCUGGCCGGCCAGGCUCAAGCCAUCUCUCUGGGCAUCGCCCGGGCCCUGCUGAAGGUGAGCGAGAACCACCGGUCCCCAUUGAGAAAGGAGGGCCUCCUGACGAGGGAUUCCCGCAUCGUGGAGAGGAAGAAGAUCGGCCUGAAGAAGGCCAGGAAGGCCCCGCAGUUCUCAAAACGUUGA
Messenger RNA from Spirodela intermedia, 2202 nucleotides. The record is from the annotation of a GenBank genome assembly. NCBI's taxonomy places the organism in Eukaryota, Viridiplantae, Streptophyta, Magnoliopsida, Alismatales, Araceae.